Molecule: messenger RNA, 3837 nt
Organism: Humulus lupulus (European hop)
Lineage: Eukaryota; Viridiplantae; Streptophyta; Magnoliopsida; Rosales; Cannabaceae
Product: protein transport protein SEC24 A
Exons: 14
Coding region: 348-3416 (1022 amino acids)
Biological process (GO): COPII-coated vesicle cargo loading; endoplasmic reticulum to Golgi vesicle-mediated transport; intracellular protein transport
Cellular component (GO): COPII vesicle coat; endoplasmic reticulum exit site
Molecular function (GO): SNARE binding; zinc ion binding
Source: RefSeq, a predicted model, not a curated record
ACCCAGUCUGUCACUCGUGGUCGAUCCCUCUUUCUCCUCCUCUCUCAGGUAACUCGGUCUUUGACUCACUCUCUCUCAGAGUCCUGAUUUGCUUCUUCUAUUUACGCUCUCGAUCGAUCCCCUCGAAUAUUAGCCGUGAAAUUGGGUUUGGAACCGCCAUUUUUGGACUUGGGUCGAUCUCAAAUCGUAGAAUCGAGUCCAAAUUACAGCAUUAGGCGGGCAUAUAAGUGUAUCUAUCACGGUUAUGAAACAUUUUAUCAGUGAGACCAAUUGGUACUGAAGAUCUUGGGCGUCUAAAGCUAUUUGCAAGACCCAUCACUGCACCUUUUGCCUUCAAUUCUUAGAUCAUGACACCCUUUCAAUCAUCUGGGCCUGUGGUAGGAUCAGAUAACUCAGGUUUGAGACCCACUACUCCAUCAGCUCCACAAUCUACAACACCUUUUUCAUCAUAUGGGCCUGUGGUUGGAUCCGAGUCUUCUGGCUUUGUACGUGCUCCACCAAUGGCUCCGCAGACAAACAUUCCCCACGCUUCCGGCUUUAGACCUGCUCCACCAGCUAGGUUUAAUGACCCAUCUGUGCCACCUCCACCAGUGUCGUAUGCCCCUACAACUGCUGGACCUUUCCCAACACCACAAUUUUCCUCAAUUCAACCACCUCCUUCUCGACCUGCUAUUGUAAGCCGACCCCCAUUUCAACCUCCUGCAGCUCAAGUGCCUCCUCCACAACUUCCACUUCAUCCGCAGCAGCAGAUACCUUUGGUGCCAAUGGGAUCUCCUCCUCAAAAUAUGAAUUAUGUACCAGGAAGUACAAAUAAUCCUCAUUCUUCACCUGAUUCAUCAUUUCCUACUCUCAGACCAAAUUCCCAACCGUCAUUUCCUGGAUAUGUUCGUCAACAAUCUAGUGCAGAUUCACUAGCGCCACCUGUCCAGUCUCCAUUUCUUGCUAAGCAGGGAAGUGCACCUUUCCAAACUACAACACCUCCAUCUUUUGUUGCGCACCAAGGUGGUUAUGUUGCAUCUCCACCUGUUGCAGCUCCCAUGGGAUUACAGACAAGGGACCGUAUGCAACAUUCAAGCCUAGGACCGCCUGUUGGUUCCAUACAAGGCUUGGUAGAGGACUUUAACUCACUAUCUAUUGGAUCCAGUCCUGGGUCAAUUGAACCUGGAGUUGAUCUCAAUGGUUUGCCAAGACCAUUGGAUGGUGAUAUGGAGCCAAAAUUGUUUCAUGAAAUGUAUCCAUUAAAUUGCAGUUCUAGAUUUCUACGCCUAACAACUAGUGGAAUACCAAGUUCCCAAUCCUUAGCUUCAAGGUGGCACUUGCCUCUUGGAGCAGUUGUUUGUCCACUCGCAGAAGCACCAGAUGGGGAUGAGGUGCCAGUAAUUAAUUUUGCCAAUUCUGGCAUUGUUCGAUGUAGAAGAUGUCGCACAUAUGUGAAUCCUUAUGUGACAUUUACAGAUGCUGGAAGAAAGUGGCGAUGUAACAUGUGCUCUUUACUUAAUGAUGUUCCUGGUGAUUAUUUUGCCCAUUUGGAUUCCACUGGCAAAAGAGUGGAUUUGGAUCAGCGACCUGAGCUUACACGUGGUAGCGUGGAGUUUGUUGCUCCAACAGAAUAUAUGGUCCGGCCUCCUAUGCCACCAUUGUAUUUUUUUCUCAUCGAUGUUUCUGUAUCUGCAGUUAGAAGUGGUAUGAUUGAGGUUGUAGCCAAAACCAUCAGGUCAUGUUUGGAUCAAUUGCCUGGCUUCCCCAGAACACAAAUUGGGUUUGCAACUUAUGACAGCACAAUACAUUUUUACAAUUUGAAGUCAUCUUUGACUCAGCCUCAAAUGAUGGUGGUCUCAGAUCUGGAUGACAUAUUUGUGCCAUUGCCAGACGAUCUGCUUGUCAACUUAUCGGAAUCUAGAAGUGUGGUGGAAACAUUUCUCGAUAGCUUACCCUCUAUGUUUCAGGAUAAUUUAAAUGUUGAAUCUGCUUUUGGUCCAGCCCUUAAAGCUGCUUUAUUGCUUAUGAGGCAACUUGGGGGGAAAUUGUUAAUUUUCCAGAACACAUUGCCAUCUCUUGGAAUCGGCCGCUUAAAGUUGCGGGGAGAUGAUCUACGUGUGUAUGGAACGGAUAAAGAGCAUGUGUUAAGACUUCCUGAAGAUCCAUUCUACAAGCAGAUGGCUGCAGAAUUUACAAAAUUCCAGAUAGGAGUGAAUUUAUAUGCAUUCAGUGAAAAAUAUACGGAUAUAGCCUCAUUAGGUGCUUUGGCAAAGUAUACUGGUGGUCAAGUGAGUUUUUAUCCGAAUUUCCAAUCAGCCAUUCAUGGAGAGAAACUAAGACAUGAGUUAGCUAGAGACCUUACUCGGGAAACUGCUUGGGAAGCUGUCUUACGUAUACGUGUUGGAAAAGGAGUCCGCUUCACUUCAUAUCAUGGGAACUUUAUGCUAAGGUCUACCGAUCUAAUAGCACUUCCAGCUGUUGAUUGUGAUAAAGCAUUUGCGAUGCAGUUCUCUCUUGAGGAGGCUUUAUUAACCACACAGACAGUUUAUUUCCAAGUUGCUUUGCUAUACACAGCAUCUUGUGGUGAGAGACGUAUUAGAGUUCUUACCGCAGCAGCACCAGUAGUUCCAGAUCUUGGGGAGAUGUAUCGUCAGGCAGAUACUGGUGCUAUAGUCACCCUGCUUUCAAGGCUAGCAAUUGAGAAAACAUUGUCCAGUAAGCUUGAAGAUGCUCGUAGCAGUUUGCAACUAAGAAUUGUGAAGGCCCUCAAAGAGUACCGAAAUCUCUAUUCUGUGCAACAUCGCUUGGGAGGGAGGAUCAUAUAUCCAGAAUCUCUGAAGUUCUUAUUGUUGUAUGGAUUGGCACUUUAUAAGUCAACACCUCUUCGUGGAGGGUAUGCUGACGUUACACUGGACGAACGCUGUGCAGCAGGUUUCACAACAAUGGUUUUACCAGUUAAAAAACUGUUAAAACUUCUAUAUCCUAGUUUAAUUCGAGUUGAUGAGCAUCUUUUGAAGACCUCUGGUCAUGAUGACCUCACAAGCAUUGAGAAACGGUUGCCACUCACUGCUGCAAGCUUGGAUUCCAGGGGUCUUUAUGUAUGCAAUGAUGGUUUCCGUUUUAUUCUUUGGUUUGGCAGAGUACUUUCACCUGAUAUAGCUAUGAAUUUACUUGGGCCAGAUUGUGCAGCUGAGUUGUCAAAGGUUAUCCUUAGUGAGCGUGAUAAUGAAAUGUCGAGAAAGUUGAUGAGGAUGCUCAAUAAAUUUAGAGAAAACGAUUCCUCAUAUUAUCAGUUGUGUCAACUUGUAAGACAAGGUGAACAGCCCCGGGAAGGUGUCCUUUUCCUAUCGAAUCUUGUUGAGGACCCAAUUGGGGGUACCAAUGGUUAUGUUGAAUGGGUUCUACAAAUUCACCGGCAAGUCCAGCAAAAUCCUUAACUCUUUCAGGUUAGUUCUGUUUAUUGUCAUGUUACAUCAGAUUAGUAGUGGGGUUUAUCAAGCUUGUUCCACGGAUAAUCUUUUAAAUGGUGGAGCUUCUUUUGUUGCAUAUCAAGAACUCUUUGAGGUCAUGGGGAAUGUAAUUGGGGUAGAACUGGUACCAUACUGAAUUUUGGACAGCUUGUUCGGUUUGAAGCAGGAUGCAAUAAUUAGGGGACAUAUAUUUUAGUGAUAUAUAAUCUUUGGCCACAGUAGUCUUCACAUUGAGAAGAAGAAACACAACAUUUUUGCUUGUCUUAUAACCUUUAAAUUAUUCUUACUAGCUUUCUUGCUUGUGUUGUAUUUCUUUUUUCUUUUCUUACUCAUUCUUGUUACUGGAAGGGAAAUUGUGUUUGGUGGUGAUUGUACUAUUUUCAGCUUC